Messenger RNA from Gadus morhua (Atlantic cod), 1364 nucleotides. Its product is annotated as major histocompatibility complex class I-related gene protein. Gene Ontology annotation, biological process: immune response. NCBI's taxonomy places the organism in Eukaryota, Metazoa, Chordata, Actinopteri, Gadiformes, Gadidae. The transcript has 5 exons. Bases 103 to 1269 code for a protein of 388 amino acids. Gene Ontology annotation, cellular component: external side of plasma membrane. The record is from RefSeq and is a predicted model, not a curated record.
AGUCUCUUGUUUGCAGGUUUCCUGGUCAGUGCGUCUGAUGCUGGAGUCUGAGUCACGUCUCUGUGGAUAAUCUCAUCGAGCUGUUCUUCUGAAUACAUCGAUAUGAAGGCGCUAAUAGCGCUGCUGCUGUUGGUCUUUGGUCACGGUGUGUCCUCAGUGAUUCACUCUCUGCAGUAUUUCCUCACGUCGUCGUCUGGACUCCCAACCUUCCCAGAGUUUGUUGCUGUUGCGAUGGUGGAUGGAGUUCAGAUUGGGCACUACGACAGCAGCAUCCAGGGAAUAGCUCUGAAACAGGCCUGGAUGUACCAGUUAUACAGAGAUCAUCCCGGUGAACUGGAGUCGAUGACUGGGAUGGCUCUGUGUGCCCAGCAGAGACUCAAGGCCAAAAUUUUGGAUCUGAAGAAGUGCUUUAACCAAACAGGAACUAUCCACAUUGUUCAGAGGACACUUGGCUGUGAGUGGGAUGAUGAGGAUGAUUCUACUGAUGGUUAUCACCAGUAUGGUUAUGAUGGAGAGGACUUCAUAGCGUUGGACCUGAAGACCCUGACCUGGGUCGCUCCAGUACGUCAGGCUUUCAGCACCAAACAGAGAUGGGAUCAGGAAAGAGCUGGAUUACAAUUCAAUAAGUACUUCCUCACCAAGCAGUGUGUUGAUUGGCUGAAGAUGGUCCUGGCCUAUGGGAAGAGCACUCUGCAGAGAACAGAGCGUCCGCGGGUGUCUCUGCUCCAGAGGAGCCCCUCCUCCCCAGUGGUGUGCCAUGCUACAGGCUUCUACCCUGACAGUGUGGUGGUGUUCUGGAGGAGAGACGGCCAGGAGCUCCAUGAGCACCCCGGGGAGGUCCUCCCCAACCACGACGGGACCUUCCAGGUCAGCGUGGACCUCAACCUCAAGGCCGUCCCACAGGAGGACUGGGGGAGGUACGAGUGUGUGGUCCAGCUGAAAGGCAUCGAGGACAUCUCCACCCCCCUGGACCCCGCCCUCAUCAGGACCAACGGGGGCAAGAGUCCCAUCCUUGUUUUCAUCCUUGCUGGCGUUGCUGUUGUGGCUGUUGUUGCUGCUGCUGCUGCUGCUGCUGUUGUUGGAGUCUUUGUGUACCAGAAGAGGAACGGUGAGCGGAUAAAACUUUCCAGAAGGACAAAUACCUGUCUCCACCUGCCCCUACUUCCUGUCCCCUUCUACCACCAGACCACUAGUGGUCUGGUGGUAGAAACCUCUCCACCUCUGAAUGAUGAACCUCCUCCAAUGUCCACUGAGAUGUUGUGGCAUUAAGAAUAUGAAAGUAUAAUAACAUCAGGAUAUUCACCACUGUUACAACACUAAUCAUUUCACUUGAUCCUUAGAUUCAGACAAGCGACACAAAUCAG